Messenger RNA from Rhinolophus ferrumequinum (greater horseshoe bat), 1521 nucleotides. RefSeq names its product leucine rich repeat containing 3C (gene LRRC3C). Lineage: Eukaryota; Metazoa; Chordata; Mammalia; Chiroptera; Rhinolophidae. The coding region runs from base 1 to 978 and encodes 325 amino acids. Gene Ontology annotation, cellular component: plasma membrane. The transcript has 3 exons. The record is from RefSeq and is a predicted model, not a curated record. Gene Ontology annotation, molecular function: protein binding.
AUGAGCAAGCAGGACUUCUGGAGGAGGAAGCGGGUCUCCAGAGCGGAGCAGCAGGGAGGCUACUUCCUGGGAGAGGGCAGCCAAGGAGCAAGCUCUCCCACCAAUGGGUUUGUCUCCUUCACACUAGUGCCAACCGGCCUUCUGGUGCCUACCUGGCCCACCUGGCAGCCACCCAGAUUCUACUCCACUCCAGGACUAUGCCAACCUAUGGCCAUGCUCCCACCAGCUGGUCACCUCCUGUCCCUCCUGCUGGUGUUGGGCACAGGGGGUACCAUGCCCAGCCCCCAACUACCUCCCCAGGGCUGCUACGUGGCAGAGGAAGCUGGUGAGCGGACGUUCCGCUGCAGCCAGGCAGGCCUGAGUGCCGUGCCCACCGGCAUCCCCAACGACACCCGCAAGCUCUACCUGGAUGCCAACCAGAUGGCGUCAGUGCCAGCUGGUGCCUUCCAACACCUGCCUGUUCUGGAGGAGCUGGAUCUAUCCCAUAAUGUCCUUGCCCACCUCUCAGGGGCUGCUUUCCAGGGCCUGGAAGGCACGUUGCGGCACCUCGACCUCUCUGCCAACCAGCUGGCCUCGGUACCCGUGGAGGCCUUCGUGGGGCUGCAGACCCAAGUGAACCUGUCUGCCAACCCAUGGCACUGCGACUGUGCCCUCCAGGAGGUGCUCAGACAGGUGAGGCUGGUACCGGGCACUGGGACAGGCCUCGUGUGUGGCUCAGGAGCCCGACCAGACCUCGUGGGGCAGGAGUUCCUGCCACUGGCAGGGGAGGAAGAGCUGUGUGGGCCGGGGCGGGGCGGGGCCCGGCGGGGCACUGACGUGGCUUUGCUGGUCACCAUGGGGGGCUGGCUGACCCUGGUGGUGGCUUAUCUGACCCACUACGUGUGGCAGAAUCGGGAUGAGACCCGACGUCCCCUCAAGCGGGCCCCUGUGCUGCCGAUGCGCUCCGAUGGCUCCUCCACCCUCAGCACAGUGCUGUGAGGCCAGGGUCCUCUUCUCCGGCCCCACACCCCCACUCCUUCACCUGUGCUCUCUGUGUUCCUCUCACCCCCUCUGCCUCCUCCGCAGCCCCGUCGCAUCCCCCAAAUUCCACCGCCUUUCCUCCUCUGUCUCCCCGAAACUCCUGUCUCUCUCAACCAACACUAUCUUUGGUGCCUGGAGUUUUGGUGUGUACUUUUGGUGUCUACUCUGGGCCCAGAUUGUUCUAGAUUCAGAAGUCCAAAGCUCCCAAGUCCAUAGUGGUAGGGAGACGACAGAACAGAGAAUGACAGUGGGUGACACGUGUGCCAGCUCAGAAGUAGGAGCAGGCAGCUGUGGGCGCAUGGAGGGAGACCCUGCCUGGCUGAGGUGACCUCGAAGGGUUCGCUGUGCUGUACAGAUGUUUGAACUGACUCUUAAAGGAUGAGAAGGGCUUUGAGGAGAAGAGGGAGGACCUUAGCUGAAAGGUGGUGGACAAAAGCAAAGAAGAUGGAAAACAACCUGGAAUGUCUGGGCAGCAGCAAGACCUACCUGAGGGCUGGAAUA